Molecule: messenger RNA, 1152 nt
Organism: Aureobasidium musti
Lineage: Eukaryota; Fungi; Ascomycota; Dothideomycetes; Dothideales; Saccotheciaceae
Source: the annotation of a GenBank genome assembly
AUGGGGCAAUCCAUGCUAGGCUGGAAAGCGGACGACUUCUUCGUCGCCGUCAAGACGCAUCUGGACUCCCUUGAUCUCGAUCUCCUCAAUGAGGCAUGCAAAUCGUUCCAGCAUAUGACAGAAGUGGCCACACAGAAGCUCAGUCUGAUUGAUGUCAAUCUUUCUCAUCAAGCCCUCAAAUCUGUUCAGCGUACAAGCAACCUCGCAGCUGGCAAGUUGAUACAACUCAACACCAACCACUUCGAUGAUGUUCUCACGGCCGUGCAUCAGAUGGUCGACAACAUCACACUGGCCACAUGGACAAUUCCCAAUGCCUUUGCGGUAUUCAUGUAUGUCUUGCUGUUUACUGGAUUGGUCAUCAUUCUGGCUGCUUGCAUGCUACGCAUCAUGAGAAACCUGGACAAGCGUGCAAACAAGGUAUCUGCCAGUGUACAAACUCUCAGCACUGAGAUCACAAGCCUGGCAAACCUCGGUCAUCAACGCAUGUUUGCUGAAGCGGUGUACAACUUGGUUGCACUGAACGUCUUGCAACAGUACAUGUAUCCUGACGAUUAUCCUGUCGGAGCGAAGACCAAUGAAACUCAAUACGUUGUUUUCCACCCAUCGUCCGAUUGGCAUCCCAGCUUCUCCGCACAUGCUACCGGAGGUUGGGUCGAAGACGAGACCAUGGAUGAGGGCAAGGAGGACCAGGACCAUAUCAUCAAAAGAAUACAUCUUNUCAACAGCCCCCAAAAACUGGCAACAUACCUCGACGGCUCCGCCAACUCUCAAGUCAAGGAAGACCCUCGAGUCCAGCCGCUCACGUACAUCCUCCUACCUUCGACUCACACAUACACUCUUCCUUUCACGCUGCACGUACCUCAGCAGUUCCAGCAUGUGAGAGUCGUUGGCCAGACUGAUCGCAGCGGCAAACCAUACUGUCGUGCUUGUGUCAUCGGAGUUGAUCCAUCGAAUGUCAUUGAUGUCGACUUGUUGGCUGAACACGAGGCUCCCGACUACACGCCAAGUGAAUCUGCUUUCGACAAGCGUCUCUACCCCCUUCUCGGGCUUGUCAUUGCACUUCUCUGGUUCAAGGAGCAGCUCAGCCAUUUGUUUGACUUUCUGGGAGGUGUUGCGUGGGAUUGGUGUGGAUGCUUGCUUUGGCCUUACUGA